Scheffersomyces amazonensis is the source of this 987-nucleotide messenger RNA. RefSeq lists its product as uncharacterized. Bases 351 to 734 code for a protein of 127 amino acids. Gene Ontology annotation, cellular component: cytosol. Lineage: Eukaryota; Fungi; Ascomycota; Pichiomycetes; Serinales; Debaryomycetaceae. The transcript has a single exon. The record is from RefSeq and is a predicted model, not a curated record.
AUUAUUAUAUUGUACUACUUUAAUUAUCACAGUCUUAAAUCAAUUCACAUGAUUACAAUUGCUAAAGUAUAGCAGCGGUUCUUUUUGUUAGUUAUCUUAAGUCUUUUCUUACUUGACAUUUUUCAAAUUAGGAAAAGUUUGGGGUAAAAUUUCAUGCAUCGGACUAUUAGUUGGUUUACUUAUCGAUUUACUUAAUAUAUAUAUAUAUAUACCUAGCCCAUCCAUUCAACAAGUUUUAAAUUUAAUUGUUAUUUUAAUUUUCUUUUUACAAUUAAUAUAUUAUAUUAUUUAUUUAGUUUCUUAUUCAAAGUUAACUAAUCUAUCACAUCUAAUCAAGUCAAAAAUUAAAUAUGUCUGUUUCUGAUCCAACAUUUCAAGCCUCUGAAUUCUUACAAUUAUUAGAAGCUGGUUUAGGCAAUGAUGAUACUAGAAAGAAGGCUAUUGCUGGUGCUAAAGCUGUCAUUGUUUUCACUUUAAAGAACAAGGACGGUAAGGAUAAAUCUUGGAUUUUAGAUUUAAAGAAAGAUGGUACUAUCAAGGCUGUUGAAGGUGCUCUUCCAAAAUCUGAUGUUCAAUUAAUUUUAAAGGAUGCUGAUUUUGUUAAAUUAGCUGAAGGUAAGGCUAAUGGUCAAAAAUUAUUCAUGAACGGAAAAUUAAAGGUUAAAGGUAACUUGAUGAAGGCUACUGCCAUUGAAGCUGUCUUCAAGCAACUUGACCCAAGACCAAAAUUAUAAGCUUGCAUUAAAUCUAUUAUUAAUAUACUAGAUUAUAACCUUUAUAAUACAAUUAUUAUGUAAUAAUUUAAUUAUCUUGUGCUUGAUGCAUUUGCAAUUAUUUAUAUUACUAUAGUUGUAUAUAUGCUUAUAUAUUAGUCUUUGCUAACUAUUAUCUGGUUAAUUAUUAUUUAUUUUAUCGAUUUAUUUACAUUUUUAAUCUUUUUUAUGGAUUCAUGAAGAAUGAAAAAUAUAUGAAAUUUAGAUUCAUAAU